This is a messenger RNA of Ostrea edulis (European flat oyster), 2611 nucleotides long. Its product is annotated as ATP-dependent Clp protease ATP-binding subunit ClpX-like. Gene Ontology annotation, cellular component: mitochondrial matrix. Gene Ontology annotation, biological process: protein catabolic process; proteolysis. The coding region runs from base 96 to 1817 and encodes 573 amino acids. NCBI's taxonomy places the organism in Eukaryota, Metazoa, Mollusca, Bivalvia, Ostreida, Ostreidae. The transcript has 10 exons. Gene Ontology annotation, molecular function: ATP hydrolysis activity; ATP binding. The record is from RefSeq and is a predicted model, not a curated record.
ACAAUCAAUAACCUUGACAUUGCUGGCUGUUAAGCAGAUGAAAGAGAGAGUGCAGUAAAUGCACUAAUAUUAGAGAUUGUACACAUUCCUUAAAGAUGUCCUCAGUUGGAUUGCAAAGGUUCUGUUUCCAUGUAAGCCGGCGAGCAGUGACAGGAGUUGGAAAUUCUAAACAUUACAGAGUUAAAGGAUCAGUACAAUCUUCAGCCAGUUCCUCCCUUCAGAAAAUUCGAAUUCUGCCUUUUACCACCAGUACAACCUCAAGUCGCCGGAAGACCUACACUUAUUAUAGUGGCACAGGGAGUGGAAAUGGUGGUCGAAAGGGAGGCUCCGGAUCCAAAGGCCACACUCAAUGCCCUCACUGUGGCUACACCAUGUUUCACAAGGACACCAGUGUUUUAACAAGUGUGAAAUGUGAAAAUUGUCAUGAGGUUUUAUUUUCCGCCUCUAAACAAGACAUGCCCAAAGAAAAAAUGAUGGAACCAGCGGAGAUCGUGAACAAAUUAAAUCAAUAUAUAAUUGGACAAGAUCAUGCCAAGAAAGUGUUAGCAGUGGCUGUGUAUAAUCAUUACAAAAGGAUAAACCAGCACAAGGCCAAAGUCCAGAGACAGAAGUGGGCAGAAGAAAGGGAGAGACAAGAUGUGAUAUUAUAUGAGAAGCAGAGGAAACCACCCUCCCAUGGCUUUAGUAUGGACAUCCGAGCAGCUGUUGCUAGUGAGAAUCACAAGGCGAGACUGGAGACAAUCCCAGUUACCCCUGUAGUAAAGCAAAAGGAGAGUCCUGAUAUACAGAUAGACAAAACGAAUAUUCUGAUGUUAGGACCAACAGGAACUGGUAAAACAUACAUUGCUCAAGUUCUGUCGGAGAUUCUGAAUGUGCCGAUCGUGAUCUGUGAUUGUACCAGUCUGACACAGGCUGGGUAUGUAGGAGAGGACGUAGAGAAUGUGGUGGGACGGCUUCUACAGAAUGCUAAAUUCAAUGUGGAGAAAUGCCAGCAAGGUAUUAUCUUUCUGGAUGAGGUGGAUAAAAUCAGUUCUAAGAAAGGAGGUCAAUUCCAGAGAGAUGUGGGUGGGGAAGGGGUCCAACAGAGUCUCCUUAAGAUGAUGGAGGGAGCUGUUGUUAAGGUCCCGGAUCUGAGUGGUAGUGGGAAAAAGACUAUUGAUGUGGACACGACCAACAUUCUCUUCAUCUUCUCCGGGGCCUUCAGCGGUCUCACCAACAUCAUAGAGAGAAGGACUAAUAUCAAGCCCUUUGGUUUUACGUCAGAACCCCAUGAAGACAAUAGUGGUGUCCUGGAGAUCGCCCACAACACGGAUGAUACAGAUAUAAAAAAAGACGAUAUCCUCCGUGCAGUGGAAGUGGACGACCUUGUAGGCUUUGGUAUGAUCCCGGAAUUCAUUGGAAGAAUCCCAGUAUUUGCAGUUUUUGAGAAUAUGACUACUGAGAUGCUGAUAAAAAUCCUUAAAGAACCCAGAAAUGCACUGAUUCCCCAGUAUGAAACUCUUCUAGAGAUGGACGGGACGAAAUUAACGUUUCACGAGGAAGCUUUGGUUGCCAUAGCAGAGAAAGCCAAAGCAUCGGGUACAGGAGCUAGGGCUCUCAGGAGUAGGCUGGAAAGUAUUCUACUGGAACCUAUGUAUGAGGCACCAGAUUCUGAAAUAGAGGAAAUCAUCAUAACCAAAGAGACUGUGAUUGAGAAGAAACAACCAGAAUAUGUACAAAAAUCAAAGGACUUAGUAGUGUCCCCUGAUAAAUUCAUCAUCAAACAGACAGUGCCUCCGUCCAUGAAAAUAAUGAAUCCACCAUCUCAGCCAUUAUAAUGUGACAUCAGAGAUAUAAAUAACAAUGGGGGGGGGGGGGGGGGGGGAUAAGACUGGAAAAAUGCCUAUUGUUAAAUGUAUACAGAAAAUCAAAAAUUUCCUGUUGCCUGUGUUGAAUCAGUGAUAUAUGUCACUUAGUUGAAUGGAUGUUUGUAAAAUAGAAAUUAUAUUGGAGAACACAGGUAAAAUUUGAUAAUAAAUACAGUAUUAGUGGUAUUUCAAUUGAAACCAGGCUGUAUGUACGCUCAUGCAGUUUUGGUUACUCAUCAGUUCAAAUGUAACCACUUGACCACUUGAUAUAAAUCAUAUUACAAAUCUAGAGUUGCCAUUUAAAUUUCUGAUAUUUCCAUGAUUGAUGUGAAUGUUUUGUAAUUGCAUUUUAAAUAUUUGGCCAGAGUUAUACUUUCUCUCUUUUUCAAGAACAAAUAAUAAAGAAAAAUAUACAAAGGAAUAAAAAUGCAUGUAUAUUGAAUUACGUAGCAAAAUUACUGUUUGAGAAAUAAAGAAUACAUAGAUAUUUUUAGAACUCAGUUAUUUAAAAACUAUCAUAAACUUUGCCUCCUCUUUUGUCAUCAAGUAUCUGAAAGAUUAAUUAGAAUUUCAAAUUUUAAUAUCUCGUCCCAUAGUCUUAAAAUUAAUUCAGGUAAGACAUGUUCUUUGUGGUGUAUUGAUUGACAAUGUUAUUUAUUUUCAUGCAAAUCGCUUCAGUUGAUGUGAAUUUUAAUCUAUAUUAGUAUGUUAUAAGAAAUGUGCAAUGAAGAUUCUGGAAAAUAAAAAAAAUUAUUUCAUUGUUA